Pseudozyma hubeiensis SY62 is the source of this 219-nucleotide messenger RNA. RefSeq lists its product as hypothetical. The coding region runs from base 1 to 219 and encodes 72 amino acids. The transcript has a single exon. The record is from RefSeq and is a predicted model, not a curated record. NCBI's taxonomy places the organism in Eukaryota, Fungi, Basidiomycota, Ustilaginomycetes, Ustilaginales, Ustilaginaceae.
AUGCAAGCAGAAAGGGUGCAUCUGUGCUACGUCCUUCUGCUGCAGUCUGCGGCCGUGGCCGCUGUCAACUGGACAGCCAUCACUGGUGUACCGUCAGUACGCUGCUGCAAUCGCAUUCACGUUACUCAUCGGCUACGGCAGCAACAGCUCCACAACCCUCAUCGCUACUCCUGCGACAGCCAUCACAAGCACUUCGACCAUCUUCAUCACUAUCGUUGA